Stegastes partitus (bicolor damselfish) is the source of this 873-nucleotide messenger RNA. Its product is annotated as transmembrane protein 244-like. The record is from RefSeq and is a predicted model, not a curated record. The transcript is spliced from 6 exons. Bases 1 to 552 code for a protein of 183 amino acids. NCBI's taxonomy places the organism in Eukaryota, Metazoa, Chordata, Actinopteri, Pomacentridae.
AUGGCAGGAGGAGCCCAGUUUGCGGGGGGAUUAGCGGGGUCGUGCAGCCGCCUGCUGCAGCCUGGGAAUAAAGCAUCCAGUGCAAACCAUGAGAUGGCAUUCAAAGGCGCAGCGGUGGACUCGAAGACGGUGCUCUUCAACCUGCUGCUGUGUCUGCUCAUAUUCUAUUCUCUUUUCUACAUGAUCGGCAGUGUGUGCUUCGGCGCUUUCAGGCUGGAGCGCUUUGACGGACUGAUUCCGUUUGACUUCAAGACCGAACCUGCUGAAUCCAACUCCAAAUACUUGGUGAACCUCCUGUCCUUGGAGCUCACCUACUUCUGUAGCGGCCUUUUGUUCGCUGCGGUGGUGAGGAGGCGGGUUUGGGACUACGCCCUCACCGUCACCCUCCUGCAUGUGAUCAUCACCAGCCUCGUGAUGUUGGAGUUUCCCAUGGUGUGGCAGUGGUGGCUGGCUUUAGGCAGCGGCUUGUUUCUGAUGAUUUGCAACGGUCAGCUGAUCGCCUACUUCUCGUGUCAGAGCGAGCAGAGCUACGCCUCCUUCAGCAUCUACUGACGGACCAGCGGCUGCCCCGCAGGACAAGAAACUUCACCAAUGGUGCUAUGAAGUGAGGUAGAAAGGAUGGGACCAGAUGCUCUCCACAGUGAUGGGCUCAAAAAAAGAAGUCCGAGCCGGGUCCAGUCCGUCCUUAGUGGACUUAUCUAAUGGCAACGGAGAUGCUUUGAUGACUCUAAGCAGCAGCGGUGAAGGAUUUGCCUUAGUAAGCUGUGAAUGUAAUAGAGAAUUUUGCAGUAUUGCUGUAUAUUUUGAAGUGUUAAAGAAACUGCUCCAGACAAAGUGUUUAUUGCUCAAUUAAAAUAGAGGAUUUAUGAAAUA